UCAAUUGUACUCAAGUCUGUCUGAUUUGCGAUUGUAUUUUGCAGUUUCUUUAUUAAUCAUUAAUCUUAUUAUUUACUCUUGUAACGUAUAAUUGAAGAAAUACAAAUAAUAACACAAGAAUACAAUUUACUUUUACCUUGGUAAAUCAGAACGAUGAUUAGAAAAUAGUAUAAUAUUGUCAACGUAUUGAUUAUUUCGCUAUUUAUUUUAAUAUCUAUAUGAAGUUGAGACUGAUGAGUAUUAAUUUUUACUAAUUUCACAAGUGGACUUUAUGAUACACUAGUUUUAUAUACAUCGGCGAUCAACAAUGGAUUUAUCUAGAUUAUCCAAUGACAAGAAACUGGAACUUUGUAGAUGGUAUUUUAAAGUGGGCUGCUUGUUCCUGCCAUUUGUGUGGGCGGUGAACACAGUGUGGUUCUUCAAGGAAGCAUUUGUGAAACCUCCAUAUGACGAACAAAAGGAAAUUAAAAAAUAUGUACUAAUGAGCGGCGCCGGUGCAGUAGUAUGGGGCAUAGGUCUAGUGAUAUGGAUUACUGUGUACCAGCUGCAGAGGGUGUCAUGGGGUACCUUCGGAGACGACAUCUCCUUCAUUGUACCCCUAGGAAGACCAUAAUGACUGAAACCAAUUCGUAAUUUGUAUUAAUGACAAUUUUAAAUAAGGAUAUAAAGUUUACAACUUGUAGAAUAGACUUGUUAUGAAUUCAAAACAGUGGUCCCUCGGUUAUCCGACAAACGUUUUGCAGGGCAGUGUCCGACCAUCUAAUUUGUCGAAUUAUAGAGCACUGCCUAAGGGUCCGCUAUAGUCCGGAAUUCUUUACAAUGUAAUCCGACAAAUUACAGAUACAGUGAUAAGAUUCUAUAUGUUAUAUAUGCACUCUGAAGUACAUCAUCAUACUACAUUUUGUAUGUCAACUACACAAAGAUUCGUUACGAUAUAGGCGCUCUAAAAUAUCAUAUUUUUAUUUUAUUGUCAUUGUUUUGUGCUUUCGCUUCUGAGCUGAUACGUAAUACACAAUGAAUAAACAGUAAACAAUGAACACAUGCUAUACUGAAUCUCUAACGUCAUAACAUGUAAGUAGUCAAAUUCAAACUAAGCAAUUAUAAUCAAUACAAUACCCUACGCGUCGAGUACAACAGUGGGGAUGCGUACUAGUUCAAACUUGUUCAAAUUUGUUCAGUCAUGUAUUAGAGAAGUUUGUUAAAAAAUAUUAAAUAGUCAAUAAUAGAUCAUAUCGGAUUACAAGGGGUACCAGAUUACAGCGGGUCCAUUGUAUAUUGUAACCCCAUUUUGGUAUCUUAAUUUUAAAGACAGUAUGAAAAUAAAUCUGUUUACAUUAUUCAUAAACUUUUCUGGUUAUUCUAAACAUUAUAAUCAUGGGCGGAUCUACCUAAGGGCUUUUUGGGCUGCAGCCCAGGGCCCCGAGGAUACAAAGGGCCCCCAGUCCCCACUGAAACGAUAUUUAGAAUAUAAAAAAUA
Achroia grisella is the source of this 1477-nucleotide messenger RNA. RefSeq names its product gamma-secretase subunit pen-2 (gene pen-2). Gene Ontology annotation, biological process: Notch receptor processing. The transcript has 3 exons. NCBI's taxonomy places the organism in Eukaryota, Metazoa, Arthropoda, Insecta, Lepidoptera, Pyralidae. Bases 308 to 613 code for a protein of 101 amino acids. Gene Ontology annotation, cellular component: gamma-secretase complex. The record is from RefSeq and is a predicted model, not a curated record.